AUGGAAAACCAAUCUACAGUAAAUGAAUUCAUUCUCUUGGGAUUUGCAGAUACCAGAGAGCUACAGAUUUUACAUUUUGUGGUGUUUCUGUCCAUUUACUUGGCUGCCUUGAUUGCAAAUGUACUCAUUAUCCUAACUAUAGCUUAUGAUCAUAACCUACAAAGCCCCAUGUAUUUCUUCCUGGCCAAUUUAUCUUUGGUAGAUCUUUGCUUCAUCUCCAUAACUGUUCCUAAAUCUAUGUGUAUAUCAUUGUCAAAUAACAGAAGAAUUUCCUUCUCUGGAUGUGUUUCCCAAGUAUUUCUAUUUGUCACAUCUGCAAGUGCUGAACUGUCUUUUCUUACUAUUAUGGCAUAUGACCGCUACGUGGCAAUCUGCCUCCCUUUACAAUAUAUGAGAAUCAUGAAUUUGAAUUCGUGUCUCCAAAUGGCAGCUGCCUCUUGGAUCACUGCUUUGGUCCAUGCAAUAGUGCAAACCAUAAGCACAUUCAGGUUACACUUUUGUACUUCAAAUAUUAAACAAUUUUUCUGUGAUAUGUCCCAAUUAUGGAGGAUUUCAUGCACAGAUACAAAACUGAAUGAGUGGCUUACUUUUGCUAUUGCAGUAACAGUGGACUCGUUUUGUUUUUUCCUUAUACUGAUAUCUUAUGGAUUUAUCUUCUCAACGGUAUUCAAGAUUCAAUCAUCCCAGGGUCGGCAUAAAGUUUUCUCCACCUGCACUCCACACUUGACUGUCUUCUCUUUAUUUCUUUCAACUGCUGUAUUUUCAUACUUUAGACCACAAGCCUUGUCCUCAACUCCUGUAGAUUUGUUGGCUGCUUUCUUGUAUGUUGUUUUGCCACCAGUCAUGAAUCCCAUCAUUUAUGGUCUGAGAAACAAAGAUAUCCGUUGGGCUACAUGGAAGAUGUCAAAUAAGUGCUUUCAGUUUCAUUGGGUCAUCUCAAACACUUUCCCCCCAAAGUCUCAAGUGUUCAGCAUAGGAAAAAAAUCCACAGCAUGA
Anolis sagrei ordinatus is the source of this 996-nucleotide messenger RNA. RefSeq names its product olfactory receptor 14A16-like. The record is from RefSeq and is a predicted model, not a curated record. Gene Ontology annotation, molecular function: odorant binding; olfactory receptor activity; G protein-coupled receptor activity. Gene Ontology annotation, biological process: G protein-coupled receptor signaling pathway. Lineage: Eukaryota; Metazoa; Chordata; Lepidosauria; Squamata; Anolidae. Gene Ontology annotation, cellular component: membrane.